UCAACACCCACCCUUGCAAUCUUCAAUUCAAUUUGAAUAAUCUUGUGAUGAUAGACAUGGAUUUAUCAUUACCUAAAUCCCAUUUCCUAUUUUCUCAUAGGGUGGAAGAUGGGAAUUCUACUAUCCGACACACAUCUCCAUCCGAGUUUCCUACUCGAAUGCGAGAUUCGUUAUCGAUGCGUCGUGGAUGGUAGCCAACAACCUCCAGAUCAGCAUUUCGCCUUUUGGGGGAAGUUGGUCACCAGUCGAAACAUUUAAAAGCCCGCGUGAGCAGCGGCUAGGUAGCACGUCAUCCAUCCCACCUAUUCUCACAUACUUAUCUACACAUUUUGGCAUUGUAAAUCCUCUUGACUGUUAAAUACCGUGUCCCCAGGGGUUGCAGCCCUCUUGCCAUGUCUCUUCCCGUGCACCCGACCGGCUUGGGAAGAGACACGGUUGAUCCGGCUAUUUCUACUUCGUCUAGUAAUUCGCUCGCCAAUGACGAUAACCUAAAUAUCGAAUUGUCAGACUUCAGUGCCGUAGAGUCCUCUCGUCCAUCUUUUCCUCGGCUUUCCACUAAGAUGUCCUAUCAACCACUCUCCUCCACCGACCCGGAUGAGCAGAAGAAUUAUGGAUCCUUAGACACGACGCCUCCGGGGAGCCCCACAGCUCUACUCGGUGAAAGUCUCCGAAUCGAGGAUUCCGUUCCAGAUAUAGAAAACCCAUUCCUAGACACAGAAACUGCAGAGUAUUGGCGACAGGUCUACGAAAACUGCCAGUAUGAGUGUAGACAUGUCUAUAACCCGAAACUCGAGUGGUCUGCCAAAGAAGAAAAAGAACUCGUUCGGAAACUUGACUGGAAAGUCUGUUUAUGGGCGUGCGUGAUGUUUUUCGGAUUGCAAGUAGACCGCGGAAAUCUUGGACAGGCCGUUUCAGACAAUAUGUUGGAUGAUCUUGGUCUAGACACUAAUGACUAUAAUUAUGGGCACUCUAUAUUCUUAGUCUCCUUCUUGCUUGCUGAGCUACCUUCGCAGCUCGUAUCAAAGGCCGUAGGUCCAGAUCGUUGGAUUCCCAUGCAGAUGGUUCUGUGGUCAUUUGUCGCCAUUUCUCAGUGCGCUCUCACCGGUCGUGGAUCAUUCCUACUAACAAGAAGUUUGCUUGGGUUCCUUGAGGGAGGCUUCAUUCCCGAUCUGGUACUAUGGCUCUCAUAUUUCUACACAUCGCGCGAACUACCAAUACGUCUCAGCUACUUCUGGACAACCCUCUCGGUGACAGGCAUUAUAACAUCCUUGAUGGCUUUUGGAUUAUUACGUCUCAGAGGCCUCUUCGGUUGGGAAGGUUGGCGGUGGUUGUUUUUAGUCGAAGGCUUAAUCACUCUAUGUGUUGGAGUGGCGUCAUUUUUCAUGAUGCCCGCAUCUGCUGUACAGACCAAAACGUGGUUUCGCCCGAACGGUUGGUUCACAGAACGAGAAGAGGCGAUCGUCGUUAAUCGAGUGCUCCGUGAUGAUCCUUCUAAGGGAGACAUGCACAAUCGCCAAGCGUUGACGCCAGCGCGGCUAUGGGAAGCCUUGAAAGACUACGACUUAUGGCCGUUAUACGCGAUUGGUCUAUUUGCCUACGUGCCACAGUCACCACCGAAAACUUACCUUACUCUUACCCUCCGAUCCCUUGGGUUUGGUACAUUUGACACCAAUCUCUUGACUAUUCCAGCAGAUGUGUUUCAUAUCAUGAACUUGCUCCUGAUUACUAGAGUAUCCGAAUGGUUAAACGAGCGAUCACUCGUAGCUAUCGCACAGCCCCUUUGGACCCUACCAUGCAUCUUCGCUCUCAGGUUUUGGAGUGGGGUAGUCGAAGAUAGAUGGGGCACUUACGCGAUUAUCAUGACAUUAUUGUCUUACCCAUAUUGCCAUGCGAUCCUUGUAGGCUGGUGUUCCAAGAAUUCCAACAAUGUCGGCACACGAACAGUCUCAGCUGCUUUAUAUAACAUGAGCGUCCAAACCGGAAGUGUGUACGCUUCGUAUAUUUACCGCGAUGAUGAUAAGCCGGCUUAUCGCCGGGGCAACACGGCUCUUCUAGCAAUUAAUCUUGUAUCAAUCCUCGUGUUCUUGCUAACGAAAAUAUACUACGUCUGGAGGAACAAACAGAAGGAACGCGCAUGGAACGCGUUGACAGAGGAGCAGCAGGUCGAGUAUAGGAGAACGACUAAACUCCAAGGUUCUAGGAGGCUUGACUUCCGGUUCGCGCAUUGAUGAAGAUAGCAUUCCGUUCAACUUCGACGAACACACUCAACACCAGUUGCAGAUGAGAUAUCAUAGAUAUAGUCUAUAACACUAAGAAUAGGAUUCCGGUCGGCGUUAACGUCUACAGUACGAUAGAAAUCUGGUAUUAUGGCUAAUAAUUAAGAAGAGCUCUGGUAACAUGAAACCUACCUAGGUACCUAGGUAGGUACCUAAUGAAGCCACAUCCGCCGCCGAGUACUAAGGAAAGGACAUAACUGACGUCACCGUUGGUAACACAAUAGCCCUAAAUUUAGCCGAAACCGCGGAUUGUCAGG
Molecule: messenger RNA, 2533 nt
Organism: Annulohypoxylon maeteangense
Lineage: Eukaryota; Fungi; Ascomycota; Sordariomycetes; Xylariales; Hypoxylaceae
Product: allantoate permease
Exons: 7
Coding region: 393-2228 (611 amino acids)
Biological process (GO): transmembrane transport
Cellular component (GO): membrane
Molecular function (GO): transmembrane transporter activity
Source: RefSeq, a predicted model, not a curated record